AUGCAAAAGGACGAUGAUGAAGAUCAGGAUGCAGAAAGGGUCGAAGAGGAAUCAUAUUCAUCCAACUAUGUGUCAUCUUCCCCUAUGGGCAUCUUUUCCGAAUCUUAUUCACAACAAGCAUCAAGUGAUUCAUCAUCAUUGUUAUCUGUUUUAAAUAAAUAUUGCGCAAAUGAAUUCACCUCGCUAUAUGAGUAA
Messenger RNA from Cetraspora pellucida, 195 nucleotides. The record is from the annotation of a GenBank genome assembly. Lineage: Eukaryota; Fungi; Glomeromycota; Glomeromycetes; Diversisporales; Gigasporaceae.